AUGGCCGGCGGUGACAUUGUCACUGUUACUGAAGACGAAGAAACCGCCGCUGGUGAAGCGCACAUUGAGAUCGUAGGCACAUUGUCGCCCUCUAUCUCGGCUGCUCGCUGGUCACCAGAUGAAGAGCUACUUGCCAUCGCAACAGGGGAUGCCAAGGUGCUCUUCAUGAGCCGGGGCUUCGAUGUUAUUUCAGAGGUUGGCCUCAGCGAAGAGGACUUGAGGCUGUCAAAGCAUGUCUCCAUCGGAUGGGGCAAGAAGGAGACUCAGUUUAUCGGCAAGGGCGCCAAGGCCAAGGGGCUUCGAGACCCUACUAUUCCGGAGAAGGUAGACGAGGGCGCCUUGAGCUCAAACGAUGAUGGGCGGUGCACGAUCAGUUGGAGAGGUGAUGGUGCGUAUGUUGCUGUCAACUUCCUUCAGCAAGGACAACGACGUGUGAUCCGGGUGUACAACCGUGAUGGUGAGUUGGACAGUGUCAGUGAACCCGUGGAUGGGCUUGAGGGCGCUCUGAGUUGGCGGCCUGAGGGAAAUCUCAUGGCCGGGAUUCAGCGUCUCUCGGACCGUAUUGACGUUGUGUUCUUUGAAAGAAAUGGCCUGCGCCAUGGGCAGUUCACACUUCGAGCGCCCCAGGACGCCCCUGAUGUGGCUGCAGAGCUGGCGCUUGAGUGGAACUCGGACUCAACCGUUCUAGCUGUUAUCAUGAAGGAUAGAGUACAGCUAUGGACUACAGGCAACUACCACUGGUAUCUGAAACAAGAGUUCCUCUGUGGUGACGGUGGUAGCAAGCACCACCAGAGUCCAAAGUUUGCCUGGCAUGCAGAGAAACCACUGUUGUGUGUUGCGGCGACAGCAGGCAAAGUACUUGUCAACGAGUACAUUUUCACCAUCGCCCGUGGGCCGGGAGUUUCUCCUCACGACUUCGGAGCUGUUGCCGUAAUUGACGGUCAGACGCUCAAAUUCACCCCUUUCCGGACGGCUAAUGUGCCUCCUCCGAUGGCCUUUGACGAACUCGAAGUCGAGUCUCCUAUUAUUGACGUUACAAUCGGACGGGAUUGCAACUCGAUGGCCGUGCUGCACCGAAGUGGUGUUAGCUUCUUCGAGCUUAUCAUCCAGGGACCACGGAUGCUACCCCCGAAGCUUGCCUCUACGGCUUCCUUUAGGAAGACACAUGCCCAGUUAUACGAGGAACAUGUACUUCAGGUUGGCCUGUCUGGCUCAAAUGAGGUUCACAUUCUUCAAAUGUCGGAAGACAUGGAGAUUGUCAGGCACACAUUUGAAGGCACACAAACAAACGAACACGGGUGGCAAAAGACGGAUGCAACUUCCAUCACAACCAUUACAACACCUAUAGUGCCACCAGUUGUCGAGGAAGACGGAGUCAUUGCUCAGGAUUGGCGUGGCAGACUGAGCAGAAUCAUUGAAGGAGAACACCUCCCGCUUCCUGCCGAGUUUGCCAACUUCUUGCCCUGGACAAGUUACAUUACACAUUCAGGCGAGUUCCUGGCUUUUGGACAGGCUCGGAAUGGCUACCUCUACUGCAACUCGACGCUACUGGCCAGGAACUGUACUUCUUUUGUUGUUACCAAGCAUCAUCUCAUCUUCACGACUACCAACCACUUCGUCAAGUUUGUUCACUUGGCUACGGAAGAAGAGCUUGAGGUUCCCCAGGACGACCCCGAGAAUGACGAACGAUGCCGGAGUAUCGAGCGGGGAGGCAGGCUGGUCGUUGCCAUGCCCAGCAGGAUGAGCAUUGUGCUUCAGAUGCCUCGUGGCAAUCUUGAGACAAUUUAUCCCCGGGCUAUGGUUUUGUCCGGCAUCCGCGACCUUAUCGAGGCCAAGAACUAUGGCGCUGCUUUUGCGACAUGCCGCACUCAGCGUGUGGAUAUGAACCUGCUCUAUGAUCACCGACCGGAGCAGUUCCUGGAGCACGUCGGCUUGUUCUUGGAGCAGGUGAAGGAUACGGCCAGCAUUGACUUGUUCUUGUCCACUCUUAAGGAGGAGGAUGUCACCCGGACUAUGUACAAGGACACCAAGGCUGGCUCAGCUCCGCAGUCGCAAGAAGCUGAAACGGCUGCUAAAGAAAGCAAGAUCAACAAGAUAUGUGAUGCUGUUUUGGCAAAGCUCAAGACCCAGAAGAACGCCAACCUCCAAAACAUCAUCACAGCGCAUGUCUGCAAGAACCCACCAGCCCUCGAUGAUGGCUUGCGCGUGGUUGCCGAUCUUAUGCAAGAACAUGAGGCACUAGCCGAACGUGCUGUUGAGCACAUUUGCUUCCUGGUAGAUGUCAACAGACUCUACGACCACGCCCUCGGUUUGUACAAUCUCGAACUUACUUUGCUGGUUGCCCAGCAGUCUCAACGUGAUCCCAGAGAGUAUCUCCCAUUUAUUCAAGAACUUCACAAGAUGCCAAAGCUCCAGCGAAAGUACACAAUCGAUGACAAGCUCGGGAACCACGAGAAAGCCCUGGACCAUCUCAAGGCUCUUGGCAAUUUCGAGGAGGUGAAGACGUACACCGUCAAGCACAAGCUCUACCAGCACGCCUUGAGCAUCUACCGUCACGACGAGCAGCACCACCGCGUGAUUACCGACCUCUUCGCCGCCCACCUCAAGUCUAUCUCCCAGUUUAAGGAAGCCGGCCUAGCCUACGAGUCACUCAACAGCUACCACGACGCCACAGACUGUUACCUCAAAGCGGGCGCCGCCUGCUGGCGCGAAUGCCUCUACGUUGCCCAGCAGCAAGACCCGCCCAUCACCGCUCAGCGACUAGAAGAAGUAGCAAGCGACCUUGCCGACGCCCUCCGCGAAGCAAAGGACUAUGCCGCCGCGGCAACAAUCCACAUGGAGUACCUCUCUUCUAUCGAAUCCGCCAUCCAAUCCCUCUGCAAGGGCUACCUCUUUGCCGAUGCGCUCCGGCUUGUCGCCCUGCACAAGCGACGUGACCUUCUUGAGAGCCAUAUUGACAGCGGCCUCGCGGAUGCCUUCUCCUCCAGCAUUGAGUUCUUGGCUGAUUGCAAAGCCCAACUCAAGGCGCAAGUUCCGCGCAUCCUUGAGCUCCGCAAGAAGGCAAAGGAGGACCCGCUGGCGUUUUACGAGGGGGAGAACCCCUUUGGGAGCAAGAACGCGGAUGGUUAUGACAUCCCGGAUGAUAUCUCUAUUGCUGCUAGCUCGAGGGCGACGACGAGCGCGUCGAUGUUUACGAGGUAUACCGGCAAGGCUGGGAGCGUGGGGACUGUUGGCUCCAAUGUCUCGAGAGCAACAAGCAAAAACAGGAGGAGGGAGGAGAAGAAGAGGGCGAGGGGGAGGAAGGGGACGGUUUAUGAGGAGGAGUAUUUGGUUAAUAGUGUCAGGAGGUUGGUGGAGAGGGUGGAGGGGACGAAGGGGGAGGUGGAGAGGUUGGUCUUUGGGUUGGUGAGGAGGGAUAUGCAGGAGCGGGCAAGGGUUAUUGAGGAGGCGAUGGGGGUUGUGCUGGAGGGGUGUAGGCAGGCUGUUGGGGAGGUUUGGCCGCAGGAGGAGAAACAGCAAGUUGAGGGUGAAGGGGAGGAUGGAGAGGGGUGGAGGCCGGUGGGCGGGGAUGGGGUGCUGUUUGAGAGUUUGGAGGCUAUGAGGGCUAAGCAAACGGCGCCGGUGGUGACGGGGUUCGAGAAGUUGGCACUUUUGGGGGGAAAGAAGUGA
Podospora anserina S mat+ is the source of this 3669-nucleotide messenger RNA. RefSeq lists its product as uncharacterized. NCBI's taxonomy places the organism in Eukaryota, Fungi, Ascomycota, Sordariomycetes, Sordariales, Podosporaceae. Gene Ontology annotation, cellular component: cytosol; elongator holoenzyme complex. Gene Ontology annotation, molecular function: tRNA binding. The record is from RefSeq and is a predicted model, not a curated record. The transcript has 3 exons. Gene Ontology annotation, biological process: tRNA wobble base 5-methoxycarbonylmethyl-2-thiouridinylation. The coding region runs from base 1 to 3669 and encodes 1222 amino acids.